Messenger RNA from Telopea speciosissima, 1419 nucleotides. RefSeq lists its product as uncharacterized. The record is from RefSeq and is a predicted model, not a curated record. Gene Ontology annotation, molecular function: double-stranded DNA binding. Lineage: Eukaryota; Viridiplantae; Streptophyta; Magnoliopsida; Proteales; Proteaceae. The transcript is spliced from 2 exons. Gene Ontology annotation, cellular component: chloroplast. The coding region runs from base 122 to 1246 and encodes 374 amino acids. Gene Ontology annotation, biological process: chloroplast organization; regulation of DNA-templated transcription.
CAAAUCCUUGGUUUUCAGCUUCAGCCUUGCUCAUCCCACUUCGAAGACGAUAGGAGAUUGGGAAGUCCAUGCUUGGAACCUGUUCGAUUCCGAACCCUUGUAAGUCAUUAACCCUCCCAGAAUGUUUAGCUUCUGUAGCAGAAAACUUCUUCAUGUAAAGUGGUCUGAUAGUUCAUCAACAACAUGUCUCCUUCCCAUUAUUGGAAACUCAUCUCUUAGGUUUAGUUCAAAUGCCACAGAACAAUCGUCUCUCACGGUAGAUUAUCUCAUAAACAAGUGUGGGUUAACCCAAGAAUCUGCUCUUAAAGCCUCCCAGAGGAUUAAUAUCAAAUCCACGUCAAAAGCAGACUCGGUUCUUGCCCUCUUAAUCAGCUAUGGAUUACCCAAACCCUAUAUCUCAAAGCUAAUUAGCAAGGACCCAACGGUACUCUCUGCGGAUCCUAAGAAAAUCUUGGUACCCAAGAUUGAAUUUUUCUCUAAUAUGGGUAUUUCAGGCCCCAACCUUGCAAAGAUCUUCUAUAGAGACACAAGCAUUCUAGGGAGUGCCAAUUUGAGAAACCAAAUUAUUUCCAUGGAGUUCCUUAAGAGUUUCCUUCAUGAUGAUAAGAAUAUUGCUGUGGCCUUGAGUCGGUUGAGGUGGACUACGGGGAUUCAAAGUGCAAUGGAACCUAAUAUUGAGAUCUUGCGAAAUCAGGGGGUGCCGGAAUCUGGCAUUUCGAAACUAAUUAGACUCCGCCCUCAAUUACUUACUUGGAAACAACCUCAGUUUAAUGAGGUUGUCCUACAAGCCAAGGAAAUGGGGUGUGACCCUUCGAGUUUGAUGUUUAUCCAUGCCAUCCGCACGCUGUCACAGAUGAAUAAGGCUACCUUGGAAGCAAAACGGGAGGUUUUUAGGAGCUUUGGAUGGUCAGAGGAUGAGAUUCUCUGCAUGUUCAGGAAACAACCCAAUUGUUUGACUCGCUCAGAGAAAAUCCUUAGAAUGCGAUUGGAUUUCUUCAUGAACGAACAUAGUUGGACUGCAGCAGAAGUUGCCCUGAGGCCAGCCGUUUUGCUUUAUAGCAUGGAGAAGAGAACUGUUCCAAGGUAUUCCGUUAUUCAAUUUCUUCUCUCCCAGGGUUUGAUGAAGAAACAAAGUAUUAGUACUGCGUUUUCAUUGAAUGAAGAUAAGUUCUUGGAGAACUUUGUUAGGAAGUAUCACCAGGAGCUACCUCAGCUGUUGAAGGAGUACAAACGUAACAUGGAAUGACUUGGGAACUGGGAUUGAUCAUUUGUAGAGUUUCUUCUUACAAUUUUGACAGGUAUUACAUUUUUUGUACUUGAGGAAACUUGGGAAUGUAUACGUCUAGGUUAUUUACUUGCUUUCUUUGUCUACAGGUCACAUUCUCUUCAAUUGAUAUUAAGGCUCCAUUUUAUUUCCAU